Molecule: messenger RNA, 954 nt
Organism: Parastagonospora nodorum SN15
Lineage: Eukaryota; Fungi; Ascomycota; Dothideomycetes; Pleosporales; Phaeosphaeriaceae
Exons: 1
Coding region: 1-954 (317 amino acids)
Source: RefSeq, a predicted model, not a curated record
AUGGUUUUCAACUGCACCGAAGUGCCUGCGUCGACGCAGACCGACGCGGGCGUCGCAGGCGCAGGCACACUUCUUUCUUUCAUUAUCACAAACUUCAUCUCUUUCCUACUAUCUGGCACCAUCAUUCUACUCGGCCUGCGAAAGUCGACAUCCGCGCCAAUUGCCCGCAAACUCCUCCAGUCCUUCUCCGAUCAACAGAUCCUCACUGGCAUCGGCAUCCAGAGCGUCGGCCUAGCCAAGAUGAAGACAAUGGUCCCAUACCACUUCUUCAUCAUCUGGCUCCUCUCACUACUAUCCACGGCAACGAACCUCGUAACCCUCCUGGCCCUGGUUAACGACUUCAAGCGAGAUUGGGUGCUCCGGUGGAUCCGGCAGAUCCUCAUGGCCAUCAACAUGUUCCUCGGCAUCCUCUCGGGUAUUUUCAUCCUGCAGACUGUGUUGAAGAAUCUGGAGCCCAGGCUGCCUAUUGCGUGUGUCUGGGAGGUCGAAGGUCGCGGCAAGUCGAGCAAUGCUGCGACGUCCGUUGCUGGCACUAUCGCUGUUAUCGCGGGCCAGGUCAUUGUCUUCAUCUUAUCGACUCUGUACUUGCAUGCACGCCAGUAUCCCAAGUGGAUGAAGGCCGUGCAAGUCGUCUGCCUGAUCGCCCUGCUCGCCAUGGGUACCGGCGCCACCGUACGCGUCGUCAUGGAGUCUCAAGCAUUCGGAUCGCCGCCUGAAUCUGUGAAUCUUGUGGGCCCUAGUGAAGGCAAAUGGAGCUUUGGACAGCUCGUGCCUUUGUUGUUGUUGGCCCUGCCUAUUAUCAGCACGGUGGAAAUCAUGCGUGGCGAGACGCGGACGCCACCAAGCCGCGUUGAUGAAGACAGCCAGCCACUUUUCGCUGGCGGUAAUGAUAUGGAGUUUCAGUUCCAGCCGAAUCCGAUGCUGGGGAGCAACAGCAAUUUGUUUAGGAAAUAG